Acanthochromis polyacanthus (spiny chromis) is the source of this 2897-nucleotide messenger RNA. RefSeq names its product death-associated protein kinase 2a (gene dapk2a). Gene Ontology annotation, cellular component: nucleus; cytoplasm. The transcript has 9 exons. Gene Ontology annotation, biological process: protein phosphorylation; positive regulation of apoptotic process; intracellular signal transduction. The record is from RefSeq and is a predicted model, not a curated record. Lineage: Eukaryota; Metazoa; Chordata; Actinopteri; Pomacentridae. Bases 154 to 1638 code for a protein of 494 amino acids. Gene Ontology annotation, molecular function: ATP binding; protein serine/threonine kinase activity.
GGCUGAGGGGCUACGUGUUUAUUCCUCGUGGUUUGUGGGACUAAACUCUGCAGACAGACUCGGAACUGGAGGACAUGAAGCAUUUUAAUUCGGUUAACAGAUGAAAACUGAAGAUUAAUUCUAACUGCAAAUAUAAAAGUGAAACCUGCAGAAAUGGAUUUAUUCAAGCAACAGAAAGUGGAGGAUUUCUAUGAGAUUGGUGAAGAGCUGGGAAGUGGCCAGUUUGCCAUCGUGAAGCAGUGCAGAGAGAAGAGUUCUGGUCUGGAAUUUGCUGCUAAGUUCAUAAAGAAGCGUCAGAGCAUGGCGAGCUCCAGAGGUGUCCGGCGGGAGGAGAUCGAGAGGGAGGUGGACAUCCUGCAGCAGAUCCAGCAUCCCAACAUCGUGACGCUGCACGACGUCUAUGAGAACCGAACCGAUGUGGUUCUGAUCCUGGAGCUGGUCUCUGGUGGGGAGCUGUUUGACUUCUUGGCCCAGAAAGAGUCUCUGAGUGAGGAGGAGGCGACUCAGUUCAUCAAGCAGAUCCUGGAGGGAGUUAAUUACCUCCACGCCAGGAAGAUCGCUCACUUCGAUCUCAAGCCGGAGAACAUCAUGCUGCUGGACAAGAACGUUCCGCUGCCCAGAAUCAAACUCAUCGACUUUGGUCUCGCUCACAAGAUCGAAGCCGGAGUCGAGUUCAAAAACAUCUUUGGGACGCCGGAGUUUGUAGCUCCAGAGAUUGUGAACUACGAGCCACUGGGUUUAGAAGCCGACAUGUGGAGCAUUGGAGUCAUCACCUACAUCCUACUCAGCGGAGCCUCUCCUUUCCUGGGAGAAACCAAACAGGACACUCUGGGAAACAUCUCGGCCAUAAACUACGAAUUCGAUGAGGAGUUCUUCUGCCACACCAGCGACCUGGCCAAGAAGUUCAUCAGCCAGCUGCUGGAGAAGGACAAGAAGAAAAGAUUAACAAUCCAAGAUGCUCUGAAUCACCCGUGGAUCAAGUCCAAUGAACACAAGGAGGAGAAUAAAUCCCUGGAGCCGAAGAAGCGUGAGCGCCGCCAGCUGAAGACCAAGCGCCUCAGGGAGUACACCAUCAAGUCCCACUCCAGCAUGCCGCCCAACAACACCUAUGUGAACUUUGAGCGCUUCGCCCAGGUGGUGGAGGACAUCGACCAGAUGGAGAGCUCCUUCGCCAGCCUGGCCACAGCCCACGACUCCCUGCAGGAGGACAUCGACGCCAUGGUGUCCAUCUACAACGACAAAGAGGCCUGGUACAAGGAGGAGAGCGAGGGCGUCCGACACGAGCUCUCCCAGAUCCGCUACGAGUUCCGUAAGGUGGAGGCCCUGAAGAGGAGCCUGCAGGACGACAUGCAGACCUUCAGCUGCAGCCUCGCCGCCAUCAGCGACCGCUACCAGGAACGGCAGAACCACUUCGACGCCCUGAGACUGGAGCUCAGCAACGAGCUGAGGUGGGUCCAGGAGGUGAUGGGGUCUUCUCCUCUGGAUGGAGGAGGUGGAGGUUACCCCAACUGUAGCUUCUCCACUGUCUUCAACAACGACGUCAACGAGGCCCUGAAGGAGCUGCUGAACCGAAGCUGUGGAGGAGAACUUCUGUCUGGGAUCAACCUGGACUUCACCGAGACCGGACAGCAGAGAUAAAUCAGAAACUGAGUCACAGAAACACUGACAGGAGAAAGUAUUCACCCCCAUGGAAGGUUUCAUAGUCAUAGGAGUCUUGGUGGCCUCCCUCUCGAGUCUCUCAGGUCUUGAGGACGUCCUGCUCUAGUCAGGUUUAUUCAUGUUCCAUCUUCCUUCCAUUUCUUAAAGAUGGAUUUAACUGGACUCCAGGAGAUCUUCAGGAUCUUUGAAAUGUUCUUGUGCCGUUCUGACUGAUGCUUUCAGUAACCAUCCUAAAGCGGCUUGUCUUGAAAAGCUGAGUGGCAGUACAAGAAAGAGACUAGUGAGGGAGGCCACCAAGACACCUAUGACUCCUCUGAAGGAGUUCCAGCUUCAGCAGCUGAGAUGUUAGAGACUGUUCAUAGAACAACUGUUGUCUGUUCUUCACCAGUCAAAGCUUUAUGGGGACAAAGAGAAAGACUCUGAUGGAAAAAGCUCCAAUUAAAUCUGGACUAGAGUUCACCAGAAGACAUGUGGAGACUCUGAAGACACCUGGAAGAAGGUUCUUUGCUCUAACGAGACCAGGAUGGAGCUUUAUGUCCAUCAGACUAGAUGAUAUGUGUGAUGGACACCAAACACUGAACAUCAUCACAAACACACCAUCCCCAUUUGUGAAGCACGGUGGUGGCAGCAUCAUGGUGAAGCACGGUGGUGGCAGCAUCAUGAUGUGAAGCAUGGUGGUGGCAUCAUCGUGAUGUGAAGCACGGUAGUGGCGGCAUCGUGAUGUGAAGCACGGUGGUGGCAGCAUCAUGAUGUGAAGCAUGGUGGUGGCACCAUCAUGAUGUGAAGCAUGGUGGUGGCAUCAUCGUGAUGUGAAGCACGGUAGUGGCGGCAUCGUGAUGUGAAGCACGGUGGUGGCAGCAUCAUGAUGUGAAGCAUGGUGGUGGCAUCAUGGUGUGAAGCAUGGUGGUGGCGGUAUCAUGAUCCAGUAACAGUAGAAACCUUCUGGGGGUGAAAACUUUUUAAAGACUGCAUUCUGAUCAGAUCCAGUCAGUAAAUAAUAGUUUUAUUUUAGUUCCUACUGACGAUAACUUGAGCAAAAAUCAGUAAAAUGUUUAACAACCUUUUAGUUUCAUUUUAUCCACUGAUGUCAUGAGGUUGAAGACAGAGGAUGUUUUUUAUUGUCUAUAAUCAUCUAAAUGAUGCAGAUCCACUGUUUACUUUCUGUUGUUUCUGUCUUUUGUCUCCCCCUUCUGGCUGUCACAGUAACUACACAACCUGUCGUCCUUCCUCUGUUUUGU